AUCCGGCAUCUGCUGCUUCUCCUCCCCGUUCCCCGCUCUCCCAUCCCCACCGAAACAAUUCGCCGAAUCAAGCCACCCACCGAACACGCGGAACCCCCACGAUCCAGCACGAUCCCGCCGCGCGCCGAGCUCCAAAUCCCAGGGAUGGCGACGGCGGCGGCCGCCAAGACUCCGACGAAGCCCCUGGGCCCCGCGUCGGCGGCCAGGACUCCGACCAAGCCCCUGGCCCCAGCGGCGGCUGGGGCGGCGGCAGGCAAGACGCCGACGAAGACACCCUGCUCGGCGCGCGCGCGGCUCUCCCACGCGUCCGAGAACGCCCACCCCAACAUCCCCGGCACGCCUCCUCCCGCGCAGCCGACGCCGUCCAAGCCCGUCCUCAGGUCCCCGGCGGCCGCGGGCGCCAAGUCCGCCGCCUCCGAGAAGAAGAAGCCCUCCACGCCCGCGCCCGCGGCGCCCCCGCCGCCUACGCGGGAGCGGGGACGGCGGUUCCUCGUGGCGAAGAAGGGCGCGCGGCGGAGGCGCGACGUCGGGAGCGUGGGAGGCGGCGGCGGGGGUGAGAUCGACUUUGACAAGUGCCGCGAGGCGGCCCGCCAGGCGCUGCGCGCGUCGCAGGAGGAGUUCUUCUGCAAGCAGCGCGCCGAGGCCGCCGCUGCCAUGGAGGAGCAAUUGGUUGUACAGGACGAGGAGGAGGUGAAGGUCCCCGCUGAAGAGGAUGAGAGAGGCAACGCCUUAGAAGAUGAGCGGGAGGGGAACGAGGCAGAACUGGAGGGUAGUAGCAAGGUGAGGGCGAUGCGGACAAAGGUGAUGGCGAAGGCGAUGAGCAGUGUUCCAGAUCCCGGCGCCGGGCGCGUCAAGCAUCUGGUGCACGCGUUCGAGAGUCUGCUCACCAUCUCCGGCGCCACCUCCGACGCAGAGAAGGUCGGUGAGGGCUCAUGGGCGCUGCCCGGGUUGCAGCCGUUGAAGGAUGACGGUGAUGGUGACCUGGAGCCCCCACCGAUAUCGGUGUUCUCGUCGGCUGAUUUUCUCAAGGCAGUGCCUAAUAAGCGAUGCUCGUCGGUUGAUGGCAACACUGAUAGGCUGAGUUGGGACAGCAGAACAUCAGCUGGAAGGCGUAGGAGCAGGAGAAACUCAUCGGAGUCGCUAAGGAGCAGCUGGAACAAAAAGCUCAAGGUCACAAGCCAGCAUCCCUUCAAGCUAAGGACUGAGCAAAGGGGAAGAUUUAAGGAACAGCAAUUCGUGCAAAAGGUGCAGGAGAUGCUUUUGGAGGAAGAGAACAAGCGUAUACAUAUUGCGCAAGGAUUGCCAUGGACUACAGAUGAGCCUGAGUGCCUGGUAAAGCCAACAAUCAAAGAAAGAACUGAGCCGAUAGACCUUGUUCUGCAUAGCGAUAUACGUGCACUUGAACGUGCUGAAUUUGAUCAACACGUUCUGGAGAGGAACAAGUUUGCUGAGCAACAAAGACUGGAGUGGGAGAGGCAACAGGAGUUGGAGGAGCAAGAAAGGAUUAGGCAACUGAGAAGGACAGAGCUCAUUCCCAAAGCACAGCCCAUGCCAUAUUUUGAUCGGCCCUUUAUCCCGAAAAGGUCGGCAAAACCUGCGACAAUCCCCAUAGAACCAAAAUUUCACCCGCGACCAGAAAAACUAUCGUGCAAUGCAUGGAGCAUGGAAAGUUGAAGCCACCGCCACAACAGUCGUGUGAACGUCAGUUACAUCAGUCCAGAUGAUGCAGAUGUUUUAUGUUCCAUCUCCUCCUCUUCUUGUUCCUAUUCAUCCUUCGCCCAUAUGUGAAGAAUUUUCUGUCAGAGUCAUAUUUUUAGCUUGCUUGGAAAACCUCCAAGUUCUCUUCUGUAUAUCACUGGCUCUGGGCUUCAGGUGCAAUCACACUAAGGUUCAAAAUUCUUUUGUACAAGAAUCUGCGAAAGAAAUUCAAAGGUGAAUUUCGGCUAUGUAUUGUUGACUUAACUGUUGAUUCUCAUCCGCUAUUCAUGAGAGAGCAACCACUACCGUUGUGCA
Panicum virgatum (switchgrass) is the source of this 2013-nucleotide messenger RNA. RefSeq names its product neurofilament heavy polypeptide-like. The record is from RefSeq and is a predicted model, not a curated record. Bases 145 to 1674 code for a protein of 509 amino acids. Gene Ontology annotation, molecular function: protein kinase activator activity; microtubule binding. Gene Ontology annotation, biological process: mitotic spindle assembly; regulation of mitotic spindle organization; activation of protein kinase activity. The transcript has 8 exons. Gene Ontology annotation, cellular component: nuclear microtubule; mitotic spindle. NCBI's taxonomy places the organism in Eukaryota, Viridiplantae, Streptophyta, Magnoliopsida, Poales, Poaceae.